Colletotrichum chrysophilum is the source of this 1149-nucleotide messenger RNA. RefSeq lists its product as uncharacterized. The coding region runs from base 1 to 1149 and encodes 382 amino acids. Gene Ontology annotation, molecular function: phosphoric diester hydrolase activity. The transcript has 3 exons. NCBI's taxonomy places the organism in Eukaryota, Fungi, Ascomycota, Sordariomycetes, Glomerellales, Glomerellaceae. The record is from RefSeq and is a predicted model, not a curated record. Gene Ontology annotation, biological process: lipid metabolic process.
AUGUUUAUGCUCCCCAACGCUCAGAAUACAGGCUCAUCUGCAAUGGGACUUCCCAACGGAAGCGUCGGCUGUUACGGUAUCUGCGCGCUCAUCAUAGAAACAUUCUUGCAACCGUUCCAAGAGAUCUUCUUCAAUACCCCUGAGGACUCGGGGUAUGCCUCGAAAGACUAUGUUUCUACAUGGCUCAACAACGCCACGUCCCACGCGACUCCUGCUCAAUGUCACUCUCAUAACGACUACUGGCGCCCAGUACCUCUGUUUUCAGCGUUAUCUGUAGGGUGCAUCGGCAUUGAGGCUGAUGUAUGGCUGAGAAACGGCGAUCUUUUGGUCGGUCAUGAUAAGCCAUCGCUUUCCCAAACCCGGACUCUGAAGUCUCUGUAUCUCGACCCGCUGGAAGAAAUCCUUGACGCUCAAAACCGUGAGGUCACAGAGGGGAACAAGACAAGACGCGGCGUCUUUUCUCUCCAAGACAAUACCCAAAUCAUCCUCCUCAUCGACGUCAAGACCGAUGCGAAGGAAACAUGGCCCAUCGUGCUCCGCCAGCUCGAGCCGCUCCGUGAGAAGCAUUAUCUCACAAGCCACAACUCCUCGGCGUCAAGCGACACCACAAACCAUCUGCGCGCACCUUUGAUCGUGGUCGGCACCGGAAAUCUAGACAUGGCAACCCUCGUCGCUAAUCACACAGACGCUACAACCACAUACCACGAAUACCACGACACCUUCCUCGACGCACCUUUAACCGACCUCCCCGCAGCCAACACCACCAACGAAACAACGUAUAACACGACCAACUCCUUCUACGCCAGCGCAUCCUUCAAACAAGCCAUCGGCUCCGUCCGCCUCGGCUUCAGCCGCACCCAGCGCGACAAGCUCCGGAGCCAGGUCCAGGCAGCGAAGAGCCUCGGCCUGCAGCCGCGGUACUGGGACAUUCCGGACUGGCCGCUCAAGUACCGCGAUUACAUCUGGACCGAGCUGAGGGCGGAGGGCGUCGAGAUUUUGAGUGUGGAUAACGUGAAGCAUGCCGCGGGCGGCGUGUGGUAUGGGGCAUACUUCGCUGAUGCGGUUGCCAUGACUGCGAUUCCGCCAGCCACGUUCUUGGUUAUGUCGGUUGUGUUUUGGAGGGCUGUUUGGUACUGGCGGUAUAUGUAG